Ciona intestinalis (vase tunicate) is the source of this 1222-nucleotide messenger RNA. The record is from RefSeq and is a predicted model, not a curated record. Lineage: Eukaryota; Metazoa; Chordata; Ascidiacea; Phlebobranchia; Cionidae.
CUUUAUUGGAUGUUCAAUUUAAUUUGUAUUUUAAAUGUAAAAUGAAUUAAAAACAGCAGUAAUUUUAGAAUAAACAAUUCGGAGGCGGCAAUCUACAGAGGAUAUUAACAUCAAAACAAAAUGGCGACCGCUCAGCAACAAGGAAAUGCCCCAAACAAUUUAGAAACCCAAACGCAAAGCUCUAUGCCAUUACCCAUUAUGAAGUAUGUAAGCCAGUACACUGACGAAGCUGUGAAGAGAGGUACAGCUCCCAAACCCCCAGCUCCUGUACGUACUUCAUAUGAGAUGUUUGGGCAGGAAUGCCAUCAAGAUGAUGCAAUUAUAAGACCCCUUGAAACCCAGGGUCUGUCUCGCUUACACCCUGAAGUAUAUGACAAAAGAAACGAGCUGAAAAAGAUAAGCGUCUCAAUUCUGUGUAGUUUUCUUGACUUGCUUGAUGUCUUGGUCAAAUCUGGAAUGUCCACAGCAAGAGAUGAAAAAAUAGAGGAUUUGAAUCUUCUGUUCAUUCACAUGCACCAUCUCAUUAAUGAAUACAGGCCUCACCAAGCAAGAGAAACAUUGAAAGUAAUGAUGGCAUUGCAGAAGAAGAAUAUGAUAGAUGUGAGUGAAACUUUGUGCAAAAACAUGGACAAAGCAUCAGAGAUUCUGCACCAAUGUUCACAAGAACUGGCUGCAAUGAAAGUAAAGACUGAAGCUUCUACAAUUCUACCAAAUAACAGCAACCACAGUGAAGGCAUUGAUUCAAUGGACAUUGGAAGUGUUUUGGGUUUCGACUCGAGCAGUGUAAUUGACCAGUCCAACUCAAUGAUGGAGGUUGACUCUGGUUACCGUGAGAACAGCCAUAAUGAGGAAGACACCCAAGAUGAGAAAGACAUAAUAAUGUGCAGUUUUGUCGAUGGAAUGAAGGAAUGACGUCAGUGAUAUGUUAAACAAAAAGUGCACUAAAGAAAACAACUUCAAAAGUGCUGCUGCAAGAACGCCAAAGGAAAAUGAGAAAGUGCUCAAAAUCUGCAUCACAACAUCGUUCACACCAGACCAAUGAAACUUUUAAUAAGCUUUGUAAUACUCAAGUGUAAUAAAAUUCAAUCUAGCAGUGUACAGUGAAAAAUUAAUGAAACUAAAUCGUGAAAUGUUGGAUGCUUAUCUUCUUUUAUUCAUUUGCAGUUUCUUUUUCUGCAAGAAAUUUCAUUAUAAUUUUUUGUGUAAAUCAUAAAAAAAUGAA